GCAGGCCAUCAACGCGCCCGUCUUCGUCCCCAAGUCGUCCCCCGCCGUGACAGUGUCCCCAACGCUCUCGAACGCAGAGGCCACCCAGCCGCAGCCCACCCAGUAUGCGCCCCCCGCAUCCCCCUACGCUCAUUCUCCGCAUGAUUACCCCGCCCAUGAACCGUAUGACAGCGACGCAUACAACCAAGGCCUCGAGUCCCUCGAGUCGCGCAUGGCCGAUCUGGACCUCGAAGGCGACUAUUCUGGCUAUGGGACAGAAUACGACGGCGCUAUGGACGCCUCCUUCUACUCUACAGCACCUGUUUUCGUCCGUCAGCCCGUACGUCUGUCUUUCUAUCCCAGUCGUCUAGAUCUUCACCGUUGCUAUCCAUCCUUCAGCUAAAUUACCAUCUGUACACGCCCGUCGCUUCGACGCGCCCGCCUAAGGGACCUCCCAAUCACUUC
This is a messenger RNA of Schizophyllum commune H4-8, 444 nucleotides long. RefSeq lists its product as uncharacterized. The transcript has 3 exons. The record is from RefSeq and is a predicted model, not a curated record. NCBI's taxonomy places the organism in Eukaryota, Fungi, Basidiomycota, Agaricomycetes, Agaricales, Schizophyllaceae. Bases 105 to 350 code for a protein of 81 amino acids.